Pseudonaja textilis is the source of this 3409-nucleotide messenger RNA. Lineage: Eukaryota; Metazoa; Chordata; Lepidosauria; Squamata; Elapidae. The record is from RefSeq and is a predicted model, not a curated record.
CAUUGUUUGUCAGUUUUAAAGUAUUAUGUUCUUCUACAUACUUAAACCGUUCCUAACUAUCUAAUGAGUAUUUAACUCUGUCUAAUGAGCAAUGAAUGGAAACUGCCAGGAUUAACUUCUGAUUUCUACAAUCUUUCACAUCCUGUAAGGAAGCUACCACAGUUUGAUGUUUUUCUAUCUCAAAAGUAGGUGAAGAAAUGGAUGAAAAGCCCCCGCCCAUUCCCACUUUUAUGACUGCUCAAGUAUUCAACCCAUAUAAAGCAAUGCAGCAAGUUUUGGAUAAUCUUACUGAUUUACCCUCAUCAUCAGGAGCUGAAGAAAUAGACCUUAUUUUCUUGAAAGGAAUUAUGGAGAAUCCUAUUGUCAAAUCACUUGCUAAGGCUCAUGAACGAUUAGAGGAUUCUAAACUUGAGGCUGUGAGUGAUAACAAUCUGGAGCUAGUCAAUGAGAUUCUUGAAGACAUCAGUCCAUUAAUAAAUAAAGAUGAAAAUAUUGCUGAAUUGGUUGGUAUACUAAAGGAACCUCACUUUCUGUCACUCUUAGAAGCUCAUGAUAUUGUGGCAUCAAAGUGUUAUGAAUCUCCUCCCUCUAGUCCAGAAAUAAAUAAUGCUUCGGUGAACAAUCAGAUAGUACCAGUAGAUGCUAUUCGUAUACUUGGCAUUCAUAAAAGAGCAGGGGAGCCUCUGGGUGUGACAUUUAGGGUGGAGAAUAAUGACCUGGUGAUUGCAAGAAUCCUUCAUGGAGGAAUGAUAGACCGACAAGGUCUCCUACAUGUAGGUGAUAUCAUUAAAGAGGUUAAUGGUCAUGAAGUUGGAAGCAAUCCAAAAGAAUUGCAAGAACUCCUGAAGAGUAUUAGUGGUAGUGUCACUCUGAAGAUUCUUCCUAGCUACAAAGAUAAUAUUGUUCCCCAACAGGUAUUUGUGAAGUGUCACUUUGAUUAUAAUCCAUUCAAUGAUAAUCUCAUUCCAUGCAAAGAAGCUGGUCUUAAAUUUUCCAAGGGAGAAAUUCUUCAGAUUGUUAAUCGAGAAGACCCAAACUGGUGGCAGGCCAGUCAUGUCAAAGAAGGAGGAAGUGCAGGUCUUAUUCCUAGCCAGUUCUUAGAAGAAAAGAGGAAAGCAUUUGUUAGACGGGACUGGGAAAAUUCAAGUCCUUUCUGUGGGACAAUAAAUAGUAAAAGGAAGAAAAAAAUGAUGUAUCUCACAACUAGAAAUGCAGAAUUUGAUCGACAUGAAAUUCAGAUAUAUGAGGAAGUAGCAAAAAUGCCUCCAUUUCAAAGAAAAACACUGGUCUUAAUAGGAGCCCAAGGAGUUGGCCGAAGAAGUUUGAAAAACAGAUUUAUUGUACUGAAUCCCACAAAAUUUGGAACCACAGUCCCAUUUACAUCACGGAAACCGAGGGAUGAUGAGAAAGAUGGACAAGCAUACCGGUUUGUGUCACGAAGUGAAAUGGAGGCAGAUAUUAAAGCAGGAAGAUAUUUAGAACAUGGGGAAUAUGAAGGAAAUCUUUAUGGUACCAAAAUAGAUUCUAUCAUUGAAGUGGUUCAGACUGGAAGAACAUGUAUCUUGGAUGUGAAUCCACAGGCACUUAAAGUGUUGCGGACAUCAGAGUUUAUGCCCUAUGUAGUUUUUAUUGCUGCUCCAGAACUUGAAACCCUGCGUGCAAUGCACAAAGCUGUAGUUGAUGCAGGAAUUACAACCAAGCUUCUAACAGAUACUGAUUUGAAGAAAACUGUUGAUGAGAGUGCACGGAUCCAGAGAGCUUAUAGUCACUACUUUGAUCUGAUUAUUGUGAAUGACAACCUAGACAAAGCUUUUGAGAAGUUGCAAACUGCUACAGAGAAAUUGAGGAUGGAAUCACAGUGGGUCCCGAUUAGCUGGGUAUACUGACAGUUCUUUUAAAGAUGAAACAAACAUCACGUUAUGUUAGUCGAAACACUAUACUAAGAAAGUAUUGUACAGUGGUGCCAGAUACUUGGCAGGACCCGAUAUGUUUUUAUUUUGUGUAUAUUAAUAUUAUGCUAGUCAAAUUUUUAUACAAAAUGUUGACGGGAAAGUGUACUUAAUAUGUAAUUUAUUUUAAUUUUUCUAACUUUUUACAAAUAACCUUUUUAUUCAUAUCACAUGAAGGAAAUGCGUUGAAGCAUUUUUAUAAAUGUUUUGAUUUACUACUUUGCCUUUAUUCAUCUAAAGAACUUCCCAGUCAUUCAUUUAUACAUUUGAUCUUACAUUUUCACUGUGAUAAGGAGAAAAAUACUUGAAAGGGUUUUUGUAAAACUUUGUUUUAAAUCAAAUGUUUCAUCUGAUUAAUUUUUAUUAUUUAGUUAUAAUCCUUGUCCUAAUUAGCAUAUCUCCUUAACAUAAGCAGAAUUUUUAAUAAAGCAACCAGCACUGAGCCAUGUUAUUGAAGCAUAUUUGCUUAAUGUUUAUCCAUGUUUUACAGCUGUUUUGUCUUAGACAGAUGUACUGUAGACUUUUAGUAGAUUCCCUUUUUACAUAAAUGUAAAAGCAAUAUCUUGAACUUUCUCUAAGAGUCCCUUUUAAAAAGCCAACAUUUCAACCCGUUCAGUAAGUAUUUUUCAAAGAAUUCUCGUAAUGUAAAUUCAUUGUGUUUGAGGUAAUGGUGAAGUAGCCUGAAAGAACCUCAUGCUACAGAGUCUUAGUGAAGAGCUCAGCAUGUAGAAUGUAUGUUCUUAGUUGUGGAAAACUCAUAGCUUAGAGGAACAAAGUAUGCUUUUUUUAUUAUGACCUCGCUCUGUAUUUGUAUAUUGUUCUAUGACGACUGGUUUUUAGUUUAUACUAGAGUAUUUAUGAGUGAUUUUGUGUGUUAUAAAAUGUGAUGUGAUGGGGCUUUGAGCUGAUCCUUUGUGUUACAUGGCUUUAUUCAUCAAAUAGAGUGUGAAACUAAAAUUAUUGUUAGAUGCUAAAAUUCAGUGUUAUUUAUCAAAGAAUUUAUUUUUGUUUCACACUCAUGUUUUACAGUGUUAGCUAAUAACUCUUCCCUUAGUUUGUUCAUUAUCUUAGGUUCAUAUUUACUGAUUGCAUAAAUACAUUUCUGAUAAUAUUCUAUUGAGGAGAUGUAAAUAUGGAUGAUUACUAAGAGGGAAUAAUCUGAUGAUCAUGUUUUAUAUUAUGCCUGCUAUUAUAAAUAGAUCCAUCCAUUGCUAACAUACAGAGGGCCUGAGGUGGUUAUCUCCCCAUUUCAUUUAUUUUGCAUAUGAGUUUGGACACUAGGAUUACAGAGCUUAUUUUCAAUACCAAAGUAUCAUACACAAGAUGCAAACAAUGAAAAAUAUUGGAAAAGACCAAGACGGUCCAAACUUACCUUCUAAUUAUUUUGGUUUUUCAGAUGCACAAGGAAACAGGGUUUCAAUAGUUUUUAGUUUAUAUAGAGAAAUGUUGACACCAAAAAG